Pisolithus orientalis is the source of this 1571-nucleotide messenger RNA. RefSeq lists its product as uncharacterized. Bases 66 to 1376 code for a protein of 436 amino acids. Gene Ontology annotation, molecular function: NAD binding; oxidoreductase activity, acting on the CH-OH group of donors, NAD or NADP as acceptor. The transcript is spliced from 4 exons. The record is from RefSeq and is a predicted model, not a curated record. NCBI's taxonomy places the organism in Eukaryota, Fungi, Basidiomycota, Agaricomycetes, Boletales, Pisolithaceae.
GGUUGCGUGCUCGUUCGUCAAUAGCAGUCAGACAGACCCGGUUACAUAAAAGCAUAGCGACAGCUAUGAACCACCUUGUAUACUUCCAAACGCCCACCAUGGCACCCCAGCCCAUCGCCAUCCCCCAAAAGUCUCCUCGAGUCGUCGCUACGUCGAUUUCUCCUCCUACCCAGACCCUGCACGACAGGCUAAGGCACAGGGAGUCUCAUGCAUCCUUCGGGGUAAUUCGCCAGCCCAAAGUUUUGCAUCCAGUCGACAACGAGGGCUUGAGACUCCUCCUCCUGGAAAAUAUUAGCCAAGAGGCUGUUUCGUAUCUCCGGGCACAGGGGUUCACAGUAGACCAUUAUACCAAAGCAUUGUCAGAGGACGAACUCGUGGAAAAAAUCCCACAUUAUCAUGCUAUUGGCAUCCGCAGCAAGACGAGAAUCACCGAGCGUGUAAUCAAGGCUGCGUCAAAGUUACUUGUCAUUGGCUGCUUCUGCAUCGGUACCAACCAGGUCGACCUCGCCACUGCGGCAAAGGCUGGCAUUCCGGUCUUCAACUCGCCAUUCUCGAAUUCCCGCUCCGUUGCGGAAUUGGUCAUUGCCGAGAUCAUCGCUUUGUCCCGGCAGCUGUUCCAACGUUCGUUUGAACUGCGGGCAGGUAUCUGGAACAAGCAAUCCAAGGGUUGCUGGGAAGUUCGUGGGAAGACCCUUGGGAUUGUGGGCUAUGGCCAUAUUGGUUCUCAGCUGUCUGUCCUUGCAGAGGCCCUUGGGAUGCGUGUCAUCUUCUACGACGUGAUCAAUUUGAUGCCUCUCGGGUCAGCUCGACAGGUCGACCCUCUUCAAGCGCUUCUCGCCGAAGCCGACUUCGUGACACUCCACGUACCGGAACUGCCGGAGACUGUUAACAUGAUCUCGAAAACGGAGCUCGAGCAGAUGAAGGAGGGAUCAUAUCUUAUCAACAACGCGCGCGGGCGCGUGGUGGACAUUCCAGCCUUAAUAGAGGCCCUACAGUCAAAACAUCUCGCAGGUGCUGCACUAGAUGUAUUCCCGGCCGAACCGGCGUCCAAUGGUGCGACUUUCGACGACAGCAUUAAUUCUUGGUCUAGUACUCUCCGCAGCCUCCCGAACGUCAUACUUAGUCCUCACAUCGAAGAGGUUUCCCAAGCGUUGGCACGGUAUCUGAACUAUGGUUCAACCGUAGGAGCUGUCAACUUCCCGGAGCAAGGCGACCACGUCCGUGUUUGUCACGUACACAACAACCAACCCGGUGUGCUGCGGCAGGUCAAUGACAUUUUAUCACCAUACAAUGUGGAGAAGCAGUACUCGGAUUCCAAGGGCGACGUGGCAUACCUCCUCGCUGACAUAGCCGAUGUCAGUCCGACGGACUGUUAAUAAAUUGAGGGAGCAGAUCAGUAAGACUCGCGCAAACAUCCUAACGCGUUUGUUGGCGUAGCGAUAAAGCGCAUGGUUCCCUGUGUAGCGUUAUUUUAUGUAUAUUCAUAGCCUUAACGGCUCAAUCACCACUCAACUGGUUGUACUCCAUUCCUUGACGAGAUUUAUCUUCGCUACGCUUUUUGCAAUAUGAGU